CGUUCUCCUGCCCUGAAAAAGCCUUUCAUAAACUCCCACCGACGCAAAACACAAACCCUUUCGGUUCUCGGCUCCUCUGCCCCCGGCGAUGGACGAGCUCUCGGAGAGCCAACCGAUCUCGGGGCCGAAUGGCCGGGCCGCGGCGCCUCCGGCGGCGGAGGGCGUGGGGCUUCGCAUUGGCCAGAGGGUCCACGCCGUCGGCAAUCCCCGGCGGAUCGGAACGGUGAGGUACGUGGGAGCGGUCGAGGGGUACGCCGGAGAGUGGGUCGGCGUUGAUUGGGACGACGGCGAAGGGAAGCACGACGGGUCCCACGGUGGGAUCCGGUACUUCACAGCGAGGGGCGAGAGAUCGGGGUCGUUCGUCCGCCCCAAGAACCUUAGCACCGGGAUCUCGUUUUUGGAGGGCCUUCAUCGCCGCUACCGAGGCAAUUCGACCAAAGAAGAAGAGGAUGAGAUGUAUGUUUUCUCAACCAGCCAAAAGCAUGUAUCCAUACAACUCGUUGGAAAAAAUAAAAUCCAGGAGAAGUUAAAUCACUUUAAGGAGUUGCUUGGUGCAUCUGUAUCUUAUUUGGGAGUUAGCUCAGCUGAAACUUCUAAUGAAAUUAAUGCUAUAGUUCCAAAUCUUGAGGAACUUGAUUUGACAGGAAAUCUGCUUUCAAGAUGGCAGGAUAUUGGUACCCUCUGCGAAGCUCUACCAUCUCUAAAAAUUCUAAACUUGACAAACAAUCUUAUGGAUUGUGAAAUUCCUAAGCUUUCGUCACUUGUGAGCAUUCGUGUUCUGGUUCUCAAUAAUUGCGGCAUAACAUGGAAUCAGGUUGAGAAAUUCAAAGAAUCACUUCCUGCUAUUGAAGAGCUUCAUCUAAUGGCAAAUAAUUUAAGCAUGAUAGGGCCUACGUCUAGUUCUUAUGCUCAAGGAUUCGACACAUUGCGGAUUUUAAAUUUGGAAGAAAACUGUAUCAAAUCAUGGGAUGAAAUAUUGAAGCUUUCUUAUUUAAGAAGUUUGGAACAGCUCCAUUUGAACAGGAACAGAUUGAAACAUAUAUCCUACCCUCUUGAUCAUCAAAGGCCAGAGUUACUGAGUGAUUGUGACAUGCAAGACACGGUUAUUAGGCCUUUUGAAAAUUUGCAGUGCCUUCUUCUAGGAUCCAAUGAGAUUGACGACUUGGCAUCAAUAGAUUCCUUGAACAUAUUCCCUAGAUUGAUGGACAUCAGGCUUUCUGAGAAUCCUAUAGUAGAUCCAAGUAAAGGUGGCCUCCCAAGAUUUGUUUUGAUUGCACGUCUUGCAAAAAUCAAAAUGCUUAAUGGGAGUGAGGUAAGCCAACGUGAAAGGAAGGAAUCAGAAAUUCGGUAUGUCCGCCUUGUCAUGGCCAAGAUGCAAUCAGAUGAUUUGGAAGACUUGAGACAUUUUCAUCCAAGGUUUGCGGAGCUGAAGGCACUGCAUGGUAUCGAAUAUGAGAGGCCAUCAUCUGGAAUUGCAGGACCCCAAAAAAUGUCUUCUGGACUUAUUAGUGUUACAUUGAAGUGUAUUGGAGCUUCCAUGGGGGAGAAGCAGCCUUUGACCAAAAAGCUGCCGCCUACUACUACUGUUGGCAAGUUAAAGGUCCUCUGUGAAAGCUUCUUUAAACUGAAAGAUAUCAGGUUGAGAUUGUAUAUUCAGGAAGAGGGAUUGCCACUGCCUCUAUUGCUCGAGGAUGAUAUGACUGCCAUUGUGGAUCUUGGAGUAGGCACCGGGACGACUGUUUUAGUGGAUGAAGAAGGUUAGAACCUAAGACCAGUAUGAAGAUACCCCGCCGUCGGUUUUGGAUACCACGCAUUGGACAUUGGUUUUGGAACUCCUGCAUUGGAUCGAUCUUAGUUCAGCCUCAUGUAUGGCCAGGUUAAAGAAUAUUAAAUCUCUUUGAAUUGGAUAAGGCACCUCUUACUGAUGUUGACUAUUACCAGUAUCAACAA
Messenger RNA from Musa acuminata subsp. malaccensis (wild Malaysian banana), 1950 nucleotides. RefSeq names its product tubulin-folding cofactor E. NCBI's taxonomy places the organism in Eukaryota, Viridiplantae, Streptophyta, Magnoliopsida, Zingiberales, Musaceae. The record is from RefSeq and is a predicted model, not a curated record. Gene Ontology annotation, biological process: tubulin complex assembly; microtubule cytoskeleton organization; post-chaperonin tubulin folding pathway. Gene Ontology annotation, molecular function: alpha-tubulin binding. Gene Ontology annotation, cellular component: cytoplasm.